Molecule: messenger RNA, 3240 nt
Organism: Sciurus carolinensis (gray squirrel)
Lineage: Eukaryota; Metazoa; Chordata; Mammalia; Rodentia; Sciuridae
Product: sulfotransferase 1B1
Exons: 8
Coding region: 205-1095 (296 amino acids)
Biological process (GO): sulfation
Cellular component (GO): cytoplasm
Molecular function (GO): sulfotransferase activity
Source: RefSeq, a predicted model, not a curated record
AGUUGCUGACUGCUAUCGCUGACUUCUGGGCUGGGAUCUGUCCUUGGACUUGUUUACUUACUGGUGACACAGGUGUGUUCUCCAGGGCCACCACUGGCUCCCAGGGCUAGUCUCAGCAGAAGUACCACGGACUGAAAACAAAACUGAACAAGGAGGUUACAUUGUAAGGAAGUCUGUUAAGUAUUUGUACAAUCUGCUACAAAAAUGAUUUCCCAAAAUGAUGUCAUGCGAAAAAAUCUGAAGAUGGUCCAUGGCUACCCCAUGGUCUAUGCUUUUGCCCACAACUGGGAAAGGAUCGAAAGGUUCCGCAGCAGGCCAGAUGACAUCGUGAUAGCAACUUACCCUAAGUCAGGUACCACUUGGAUUAGUGAAAUCUUGGACAUGGUUCUAAAUGGUGGAGAUGUUGAAAAAUGUAAACGAGCUGUUAUUACUGCUAAAGUUGCCAUGCUGGAAAUGGCUGUUCCUGGGAUAAGAAUGUCAGGGUUAGAACAAUUAGAGAAGAAUCCAUCACCUCGGAUUGUGAAGACACAUCUACCAAUUGACCUUCUUCCUAAGACUUUCUGGGAGAACAACUGCAAGAUGAUCUAUCUUGCUCGAAAUGCCAAGGAUGUUGCAGUAUCAUAUUACCAUUUUGCCUUAAUGAAUAAUUUACAACCAUUUCCAGGAACAUGGGAAGAAUAUCUGGAGAAAUUCAUGGCUGGAAAUGUGUCCUAUGGUUCAUGGUUUAAUCAUGUUAAGAGCUGGUGGAACAAAAAGGAAGAACAUCCAAUACUUUUCUUGUACUAUGAAGAUAUGAAAGAGAAUCCAAAGGAGGAAAUCAAGAAAGUUGCUAGAUUUCUAGAGAAGGACCUGAAUGAUGAGAUCUUGGAUCGGAUCAUCCAUCACACCUCAUUUGAAGCGAUGAAGGACAACCCUCUGCUGAAUUACACACACCUGCCCAAUGCAGUGCUGGAUCACAGCAAAUCCCCUUUCAUGCGCAAAGGAAUUAUUGGUGACUGGAAAAACUACUUCACAGUGGCCCAAAAUGAGAAAUUUGAUGCCCUUUAUAAAAAAGAAAUGUCUGGAACUACACUUCGAUUUUGCACAGAGAUUUAAAGUGCUUAACUGUAACUUGAAGAAAGAAGAACUGACCUACAGUUUUUUGAAACAUGGCAGUUACGACUUGGCUGAACAAUCAAAUGAUUAUAGGAAGGAAAAAUAAUGAUUUUAAAACUUCGAAUUUUUUAGCAUCAUUAAUCAGGUCCCAGUUUUGUUCCUCUGCCUCUGAGAUUCCUAAUUCCCUAAAGCCAAGGCCCAUCAUUCCCUUUUUAUAGGUUACACCUGCCUUUUCCUAGAUGAGACCCUAGGAGACAGUAUUUACCCUUCUCAGUCUCCCAUACCUUAUGAUUUAGUUAAGUUCUCCUCCCUAUUAUCGUGGUCUAAGAAAUGCUGUUUGAAAACUAACACUCUUAUUUCCUAACUCUUCUGGUUUCCUUUUGCUGAAUUAUUGUCCCAGGACACUAUGUUCCACUGCUAUUUACUGGGUGUCAAACAAUUACUGAAGUCAUAACUCAUCUCCCUCUAUUUGGAUAACACAAUUCAUGUUCCAGAUCUUGUGGAAAUGUUUUUUUUCCUAUAUCUUAUUACAUGUCCUGGUCUCCAAAAGGCAAAGACCUGCAUUAUUCUCUCUAGAUGUCUUCCCUGGGGACUGGAGCUUGUCUCAGACUACUGCUAGGGCCAGGACCUGCUUCCUGUGGAGAAUCCUCUUCUCUCAACAGCCCCUUUUAAAUUUCUACAAAACACACAUUGCCAUGCUCUGAUCACUGUCAUCUUGUCUGAAUAGAUCUGGAUUCCCUAACAGCACCCAAGAUAAGAUCAUAGCUGCUGUGGAAAAUUUCCCGAUUGGGUGUCCAAGGAAGACUAACCUGAGUCUCACUCUGCCCUCCUGACUCAGUUAUCCCUUCCACUUACUAUUCCACGCUAUAUGUCUAUCUCCUUGGACUCUUUGAUAGAUGUUUCCUUGGAACAUUUAUAUCUCAAUUCUGUUUCUUCCAUGAAUGUAGUUAUCAUCUGUCCCUGUGCAGCAAGAACUUUUACCUGAAGUUCAUAUCAAAUUAAAUCCAAAGUCACAGUGCGUAAACUGAAGUUUGUUAGAGUGUCAUGGCCUGGGCCCUUACUUGUUCAGGGAGUGGGAGGUUAAAAUGCACUGUAGACACCCGUGAGGCAUUCUGGAGAUAGCAGUGGGUUGCAGUUUUGCAAAUAUAUGCUCUGAGUCUGGAAUAGUUGGGAAUACUCCUGAAGCCUGUAACUACACUCCAUUUCAAUCCCAACAUGAGGGAUCUAGUAUCAAAUGCAAACUCCCUAAAAGUGAUUGCUUUUGAUUCUGGAAAUGUUUCCUUCUAUACAUUUACAGUGUAUAUUAUAAAUUAUUGCAGGGUAAGCAACUUGUGUUCAUGUUCUUUAAAAACUAGGGAUACUGUGAACUAAUUCAAACUAUCUAGACUAUUGCUGUCAAGAAGGAAAUAAAGACAAUCAUGUGCCUAUGCUUUGUUAUCUUAGUACUAACAAUGAGUUAAUGUUGCCUGAAUAUACAUGGGCUAAUGCUACUGUAGUCUGUUACUGGGGGGAAAAAAAAUCUCUGAACUAGACUUUAAUCUUUGUAAUAGAUUAGCUACACUAACUAACUUCACCUGAAGGAUGUAAUAAUUAAUUCCCACUUUCCCUCAUUUUCCUCUGUAAGAAUAAAUUUCUCACUGGACUUGAUUCAACAGCAACAACAAAAUACUGUAAGAUUGAACUAUUCUCCAGGCAUUUUUUUGUGCACUGAAUGAUAAAGUAGAAAAAAUUUAGAUUUUUAAAAAAGUUUGGAUUAUUGCCUCUUAUUCAUUCCUUAGGCUAUGAUUCAAACAUCCUUUCGGAUUCCCUCACUCUUAAGCUCACUCUUAAGAUCACACAGUGAAUCUCCUACUAGAUUUCAGUUUCAGAAGUGCUUUAUAUCCUUUGAAACCAUAUGAAAAACUGCCACCUCAUAAUUUUUCUAAAACCAUGUUUUUAAUCUGUUUCUCAUUUAGUUUCCAAAUAAAACACAGUUACAUCUCCCUCAUUCUAAUUUUUUUUUUUCCUAACUGAUUAUACCAUGGCGUAGGACAGUGAUAACAAAUAUCUGACAAUGACAUGAUUAUUCCCCCAUUCAAGGCAAGUCUCAUUCAUCAAUUCAAGGGUUGUUGUUCAAGAAGUCGACAAAGCCAGGUGAAGUGGUAC